UAUGUUAAAAAUUAUCAUAUUUAAAUUUUCAUUUUUUUUAUUAAGAAGCAUAUAGCCAUGGCUAGGGACCUUCUUGUGGUUGACAGAGUGAUAAAAGAUGUGUUGGACCCUUUUACGAAGUUUGUGUCUCUUAAAGUUUUGUACAGUGGCAAUAGGGCUAUUAACUACGGUAUUGACCUUAGACCUUCCCAAGUUGCUAACCAACCUAGGGUUGAAAUCGAUAGGGAUGAUCUCAGGACCUUCUACACUUUGGUCAUUAUGGUUGAUCCUAACCUUAGUGACCUCAAUCUCAGAGAAUAUUCGAAUUGGUUGGUGACUAAUAUUCCUGCAACUACCGGAGCAGGCUUUGGACAAGUGAUGUGCUAUGAGAGUCCACAACCAACAGUGGGAAUACAUCGUUAUGUGUUUGUGUUGUUCUGGCAGCUUGGACGGCAAACAGUGUACACGCCUGGGUGGCGACACAACUUCAACACAAGAGACUUUGCUAAGAUCUACAAUCUGGGAUUGCCUAUUGUUGCCGUUUAUUUCAACUGUCAGAAGGAAAUCAACUACGGUGGAAGGAGGUCAUAA
Messenger RNA from Humulus lupulus (European hop), 570 nucleotides. Its product is annotated as protein VERNALIZATION 3-like. NCBI's taxonomy places the organism in Eukaryota, Viridiplantae, Streptophyta, Magnoliopsida, Rosales, Cannabaceae. Bases 58 to 570 code for a protein of 170 amino acids. The transcript is spliced from 4 exons. The record is from RefSeq and is a predicted model, not a curated record.